This is a messenger RNA of Mizuhopecten yessoensis (Yesso scallop), 2078 nucleotides long. Its product is annotated as peptidyl-tRNA hydrolase 2, mitochondrial-like. The transcript has 5 exons. NCBI's taxonomy places the organism in Eukaryota, Metazoa, Mollusca, Bivalvia, Pectinida, Pectinidae. Bases 68 to 601 code for a protein of 177 amino acids. The record is from RefSeq and is a predicted model, not a curated record. Gene Ontology annotation, cellular component: mitochondrion; cytosol. Gene Ontology annotation, molecular function: peptidyl-tRNA hydrolase activity.
UGAGCUUUUCUCUAACCCAGACUUUUAAAAAAAAUACACGUGAGAGUUGUGAAAGUGAAAGAAGGAGAUGGACAGACUGUACAAUAAGGAAUUUAUAACGGCUGCCUGCUUGGGUGUAGGAGUUGGGUUCUUUAUAGGAUGGAUCAGUCGUGGACGAGUCUUAGGAGGACGGUCCCCGUCGACCCAGCCAUCCAGAAAUGGGCAGGAGUCGUGCGAUCUCAGCGGAAAUAACAUGCUGUCAGACACCGGAGAAUACAAAUUGAUAGUGGUGGUCCGAACAGAUUUAAAGAUGGGAAAAGGGAAGAUAGCUGCUCAGGUUGCCCACGCUGCAGUUCAAGCCUACAACUCCUGUGCCAAGAACCAGCCGGAUAUGUUAAAGGAGUGGAAAUAUUCUGGUCAGCCCAAAGUCGUCGUGAAAAUAGACAGUGAAACAUCACUGUUGGCUAUUGCCUCAAAGGCAAAAACACUAGGGCUGAAUGCAAGUGUGAUCCGAGACGCAGGCAGGACACAGAUACCUGGUGGAUCCGUCACAGUCUGUGGCGUGGGUCCAGGGCCAAACGAUUUGGUGAGCUCCGUGACUGGACAUCUGAAGCUGUUAUGAUGAUGGCUGUCAGGUAGAAAAUCAAGAGACCUUAUGAAUUCAAGUUAUAUCAUGAGUGAUAUUAACAAAAUUGUUCUAUUCAUUAUUACUAUUGAACUAUAACCAUCCAUGAGAUCAAUUGUUUUUCACAUUCCGGGUAUGUGAAGCCACUGUAGUGUGUUUUAAUCACAUUCUAUACAACUGAGCCUCAAUAAUCCAUCCCAACUUCAUUUCCAAAGGAUAAUCCAGCCACCGUCAUUUCCAAAGGAUAAUCCAGCCACCUUCAUUUCCAAAGGAUAAUCAAGCCACCGUCAUUCCCAGAUGAUAAUCUUGAAACAGUCAUUCCCAAAAGAUAAUCCGGCUUUCUUUGUUCCCAGUAAAUAAUCCAUGAAACAAGCGAUCAUCUUUCCCAGUGAAUAAUCCAGCUGAAUUUACCAUCGUUUCCAGUAGAAAAUACAAGCACCUUUGUUAAAUAAUCCAGCAACCUUAAUUCCGAAAAAAGUUCCAGCGGCUGGAAUUUGCUGCAGGCCUAAGGUGGGUUACUGAUUCAAGAAAUAGUGUGGAAAAGGGUCAAUCUCUCCAACAAAACACUAGCCUUAUAGUGGGACAACUGAAUAGUUGUGGCUGGAUUAACAAGGCUCAACUGUAUACAUGUGUCAUGAAAGUAGGAGAAGACUCCUGAAUUUUUGGACCGGGCAUUCUGCUUUAUUGGCAAGACUGACCUCAAAAUGUCUCCAUGGCAACGACCAGGAGCACCAUGGAGAUAACAUCCUCUUGCUGGAUUUUUUGUUUUUGUUUGUGAAAUUGUGAUUGGUCGAGUGAUCAGGGAUAAACAUGUAGAAGUGUUGAGAGAAAAGUUUGUUUGGAUAUACAGUAUGCAUGAUAUGGAAUGCGAGUAUUAUUACUAAAAGGAUCAGAUUGGUUGUUGCACGAUUAAGACAUAUGUUGUUGUGUGAAUGCCUUAAGCUUAGAGAAUGAUUGAUUGGUUAGCCAGGAGAUAUGAAAUAUGGCACUUUUUGACACCUUGGUAUUUCAGAAUUCUCCCUGCCAAUUCUUUGAGAAUUUCAUUUCAAACUUUUUUUUAAAUAUUAUUUUAGUUCUGAAUUUUGUUACUCUUUAAUAUUGUACAAUACAGACUAUAAAUUGUGUUCUGUUGUUUGAAAAUGUUUUAUUUUUUUUCACUUUUAUUGAAAUUUAUUUCAAUUAUGUCUCACUGGGAAUUUCAAUGUACCAGGUUAAUUGAAAAUAUUAGAGAUUGUUCGUUUUACUUUAUACAACUUAUAAUGACCCCUGAGAAUAUACUGGGCGGUCAUCUGUGAUAAUAUAUACUAGGGCCCUUCUCUUAUCAUCUUUGGUUAAAUAAAUUCUUCAGAGCCUUGGCUUGGAUUACCAAAAAUUAAAUGUGUUAUGUAUGAACAUAUUGUUGAGUUGAUGUUUUGAAUGAUAAGAGUACAUAAGCAGUAAAUAAAUGCUGUUCUGUCACCUUUAUUAACGGUAA